Molecule: messenger RNA, 834 nt
Organism: Pteronotus mesoamericanus
Lineage: Eukaryota; Metazoa; Chordata; Mammalia; Chiroptera; Mormoopidae
Product: serine/arginine-rich splicing factor 10-like
Exons: 1
Coding region: 78-629 (183 amino acids)
Biological process (GO): mRNA splicing, via spliceosome
Cellular component (GO): nuclear speck; cytoplasm
Molecular function (GO): RNA binding
Source: RefSeq, a predicted model, not a curated record
GUCCGAGGAGCCGCCGCUGGAGCCGUGGACGGUUUGCUGAGCCCGUUAGUGCCCCUGUGGAGACUCAGGCUGCAGUCAUGUCCCGUUACCUGCGACCCCCCAACACGUCUCUAUUCGUAAGGAACGUGGCCGACGAUACCAGGUCCGAAGAUUUACGACGUGAAUUUGGUCGUUAUGGUCCUAUAGUUGAUGUGUAUGUUCCACUUGAUUUCUACACUCGCCGGCCAAGAGGAUUUGCUUAUGUUCAAUUUGAAGAUGUUCGUGAUGCUGAAGAUGCUUUACAUAAUUUGGACAGAAAAUGGAUUUGUGGUCGCCAGAUUGAAAUACAGUUUGCACAGGGGGAUCGGAAGACUCCAAAUCAGAUGAAAGCCAAGGAAGGGAGGAAUGUGUACAGUUCUUCAAACUAUGAUGAUUACGACAGAUAUAGACGUUCUAGAAGCCGAAGUUACGAAAGAAGGAGAUCAAGAAGUCGGUCCUUUGAUUACAACUAUAGAAGAUCUUAUAGCCCUAGAAACAGUAGACCGACUGGAAGACCACGGCGUAGCAGAAGCCAUUCCGACAAUGAUAGACCAAACUGCAGCUGGAAUACCCAGUACAGUUCUGCUUACUACGCUUCAAGAAAGAUCUGAGAAAGCGGAAAAAGAACCAAAGAAGGGCAGUUCAAGCGACCAAAGGGUGGGUGGAAGGUGCUGCAGUAUGAAUACUGUGUGAAUAUUUUGACUCUGGUCUGAAAAGAUAAAAGAAUGUUACUGAAACUACAUGGAAUAAUUGAAGUCCCUUCAAGUAUGAAAGUAAACAUUUUAGGACAAAUAAAAGGAAAUUCAGCUUUGUACU